Molecule: messenger RNA, 1176 nt
Organism: Theobroma cacao (cacao)
Lineage: Eukaryota; Viridiplantae; Streptophyta; Magnoliopsida; Malvales; Malvaceae
Source: RefSeq, a predicted model, not a curated record
UGUCUGUCUGUCUUAUCUUUCUUUUUAUUCAUUUUUCCCUUAAGACAAUUUAUCACUUGGGGAAUUAACCCUUCAUCACCUCAACAGAACGAAAGAAACCCCCUCUGCUCAGAUGGAUUGUGCAGGAAAAAUCAUUAGAACUUCGAUCCAUACCUUUCUGAAAUAUUUUCACCACUUCACCACCAUCCCAGUUCUCCUAUUGCUUCCCUUCUCAGCUUUUGUCCUUCUUUCACAGGCGCUUAUCACAUACAGCUCACCACUUCUUUCUGAAACCACCUAUGCUCAAUUGGAUUCCAUCUUUGAUCUUGCAGGGUUUCCUUUCUCCUCUCCACUCAAAUCCCAAACUGUUUUUCCCUUUCUUUUUAGUCUCCCUUUUGCACUUUCAUCCUUCAUCAUAGCAAAAGCGUCUAUAAUUCAAGCUUUCAAUCAGCACAAACUAUCUCUUCAAGCACCCUUUUCCAGUUUCAAAUCACUUUAUAAACCUCUACUCUUAACACACCUUUGCAGCUUAGUCCUCAUCAUUGCCAUCACCUCAGCAACCUUUCCUCUCCUUUUCAUUUCCUUGAAUUCUCUGAAAACAUUUUGGUUGCCAGAUAUCAGCCAGAUUCUACCGGCUUUUGGAGCUGUUUUUUACUCUUUCUUAGCCAACACGAUAGUGGUUGCCAACUUAGCUUUGGUUGUGGCAGGGAUGGAAACUUGUAAAGGACAUGUAGCAAUCUAUAAGGCUUGUUUGCUACGAAAAGAGUUGUGAAUCAAAUUCCUUUGCAAGCCGGAUCCAUAGAAGUUGCUAUGAUAUUGAGCUUGUCCAAUAAAGAGAGUCUUUUUGAUCAAAGCUUUUCUUUGAAAGACUUGUACAACAUCAUCAAGUUGUUAUAACACUGUGUAAUUCAGCAUGGGAAAUCGAAGAAACUAUAGCAGGUAUAGCUUAGAACCGGGAGCAAAUAGACAAGGCUGCUGCUAUUUUCUUGAGUUGGUUAAAAUUCCCUCUUCAAAGGCUUGCAUCGCAGCCUAGUAAAUUAUGUCAGCCAACUUCCAUACAAAUAGGAAGAUUUUGCACUUUUCUUUAAUGUCACAUGAUGUAAAAGAUAAAACGACACCAAAUUGUAUUGCAAAAGAUGAAUGCAGGAGAAAUAAUGUAUCAGAAAGUUGAAUGAAUGAAUAAAUAUAUGCAGUGAU